Haliotis rufescens (red abalone) is the source of this 24876-nucleotide messenger RNA. RefSeq lists its product as uncharacterized. The transcript is spliced from 29 exons. Bases 58 to 24876 code for a protein of 8272 amino acids. Lineage: Eukaryota; Metazoa; Mollusca; Gastropoda; Lepetellida; Haliotidae. The record is from RefSeq and is a predicted model, not a curated record. Gene Ontology annotation, biological process: microtubule-based movement. Gene Ontology annotation, molecular function: microtubule binding; microtubule motor activity; ATP binding.
AAAAUGCAAUUAUUGCGUGGAUUUCCGAGUGAAAAUGGAUGAUAUUUUAUAACAGUAAUGUCAACUGUGAGGGUAGCGGUCAGGGUUCGCCCCCUUAGUGGCAGGGAGACAGACAAGAAAGCGUACUCCAUAGUGACCGCAAGUGGAGAUAAUAUCAGCAUCAACAAUGUCAAGCUGGAAGGUGUGCCGGAGUAUGGGGAUAGUCGAGAGCGAGUCAAGCACUUCACAUUUGAUUACUGCUAUGAUUCCAUGGGAGACUCGCAACAACAGGGAUAUGCCUCACAGGAAGUGGUGUACCAAGAUCUGGGAACAGAGGUGCUGCAGGCUGCCUUGGAAGGAUACAAUGCCUGUCUGUUUGCGUAUGGCCAGACAGGAACAGGCAAGACAUACACAAUGAUGGGAAACUUGAGUGAAGAAGGAGUGAUACCCAGGAUAGGAGAUGGGCUGUUCAGUCACAUACAUGUGCUUGGGGAGAACAAUGAGCACAGAAAUAGCCACAGAGUGGAUGUCAGCUACCUUGAGAUCUACAAUGAACGGGUGCGAGACCUGCUGACCCCACCAGCCAUGGGACAGAGUGAGCGGCACACCCUCAAGGUCAGGGAGCACCCCAAGGAAGGACCAUAUGUGGAGGAUCUGUCACGGCAUGCAGUAAUGGACGAUGAGACCUUUCAGAGUUUACUGGCAAGAGGCAAUGAGAACCGGACGACAGCAGCCACCCACAUGCAUGAACACAGCAGCCGCAGCCAUGCCAUCCUCACAAUUGUUUAUACCCAGGACAAGCUGGAGGAUGGCCUGCCUCAUGAGAUCAUCAGCAAGAUCCACCUUGUGGACCUCGCAGGAAGUGAGAGAGCUAAUCCAUCGUACAGUUCCGAGAACAGAGUUCAACUGAAAGAAGGCGGAAACAUCAACAAGUCACUAGUCACACUGGGCAAUGUCAUCAAGAGUCUCGCUGAGAAGUCCCUGUUGUCGUGGAGCCUUGACAACAUGGGGUCCUCCCAGAGUUUCCAAAGUAUGAGUGGUGGUGAAAGCAUGUCCAGCCUGCCGUCCAGUCCCCGGAGACAGCGCUCACUCUACAUCCCAUACAGGGACUCCAUCCUCACCUGGCUGCUGAAGGACAGUCUGGGGGGCAACUCCAAGACCAUCAUGAUCGCCACCAUAUCUCCAGCAAGUAUUUACUACAAUGAGACAAUCAGCACAUUGCGCUAUGCACAGAGGGCCAAGAGCAUCGUCAAUAAGCCGAAAGUGAAUGAGGACCCUAAUGUGGCCACUAUUCGUGAGCUGCGGAAUGAGAUCACUAUGCUGAAGGAGAUGAUUGAGGCGUCACAGCUGGUUGACUCGACUCUAUCCGACAGACUUAAGCAGGACCAAUCCCUGGUAAACAAGUUGACUGAGGAAGUGCAGAACAAGUGGAAGACAGCCCACGCCAUCAUGCAGGACACUGACAUCAAUAUCAGCAGCUUGGGGCGCCGGGCCAGCUCCUCCGGGGUGGAGAUAGAUUCCCAGGUCCCCUACUUCAUUGGCUUAGACUACGACAUCCGCAGAACAGGCAUCAAGAUCUACAACAUUAAGGAAGGAAGUACACACAUUGGGAGUAAAUGUUCCUUGACAGAUCAGGAGACAAUUGUUCUUAAUGGACCUGACAUCAAGGCUGAGCACUGUGUUCUUAAGAACUGGAAAGGGACGGUGACCAUCAUACCUCGUCAUGGUGCAUUUUUAACUGUUAAUGGAAUUGAAGCUGUUGCCUCAAAGGUGCUAGCACAGGGUGACAUUGUGUUCUUGGGCAGGACACAGAUGUUCCGUUACAUCAACCCGAUUCAGGCAGCCAGUAUGAAUGAAGGUAGCAUGGACAGUGUUCCUGAUCAUCAGUCAGCAAUGCAGCAUCUGUGGUACCGACCAAGGGCACCAGCAGGGGGAACUGGAUGCGUGGAGGUGGAGCGGACAUGCCACACGGAGCAGGAGCAAGUGGAUCAGGCACAGAAAGAACUGGAGAAGCUGACGACGACACUUGAAAGACAGAAGGCAGCAAAUGAGGAGUCUGAGGAACAGUUUUUGACAGCCCGUUAUGAGAAGAUGGCCGAGAUGAAGCGAGAGAAGGAGGAGCUUGAGGAGCAGAUGAAGCAGAAGCAGAAGGACUGGGACCAGGAGAAGUCUCGAGUCCAGGAAGACCUCCACAACAUACGUCAGCAGAAGAGAGAUCUUGAGGAAAGACUUCAAGAUGAACUAAAGAUUGUGUUGGAAGGAAAAGACAAACACGCCACCGAUGCCUCAACUGGAUCAGACAGCAGUGAAGACUUGCCAGUGAAAGGAGAAGAUGGUAAAGAGAUUAAACACCAUAAGAAAUCUGUAGAAGGACAAUUAAAAUAUUUGGUUGAGAAGGAGCUUUUGACCGAAAUAGAUCAACGUCAAAAGCUGAAAGAGCUUGAGACCCAAACAGAGGAGCUGAAGGCCAGGCAUGACAAGUUACUGUCUGAGCUUAACCACAAGCAGCAGGAGGUGGAGCAGCAAGAGGAACACAUCAUAAAGGAUGUUGACCAUUACAAGGACAUUGUCAACAAGGAUAUGGAGGUCAGGAAACUGGAGACUGAGAAAGAGCAGCUGCAAUUUUUUAUUCAGGAAAAGAAGGACCUUAUGCAUGUCAAGUCAGACACUCCGAAAACUCUCAAGGUUGGAAUUAGUCUUGAGAAAUUACCCAUCUCUCAUCAGUCGUCCUCUACUGAGCCGUCUUCAAGAAGCACAAGCCUGUGGUCACUGUCAGAAAAGCCCCAAAUUAAGAAAAAGUAUUUAUUGCAAAAGCCAUCAGAUUCUCAGAGUGCUACACCUACAGGCAGCCAGGAAUCCUUGAAUUCUCAGACUUCUGCUUCUUCUGAAAAUGUGUCUGGCCUGGCAAGAUCUAAUAGUAAAAAGAAGGGCUUGUCUAACAAUGUCCGCUCUAUUGUGAAUAGAUUAUAUACACCCCAACCCCAUAAAAAAUUUGACUUUUUGAAGAAGGGAGAUCGAUCGUCUUCUCCAUUAUCUUCACCCUCACAGUCAACAGAGCGACUAGACCACUCAAGUAAGGACACUGUGCCAAAACAUCAGUUUCUGCAGAAAGGCCAUGGUGUACGUUUGUCUCGUUCUCCUACUUCCAGCCCUAGAAGAACAAAGAGAUCAAAGACUGAACCGCAUGAGAAACAUCAGUUCUUAAAGAAAGGUAAUGGACAACGAGCCAGCUCAUCCCCACCCCAACCACAUAAACAUUCUCAUGCAGGUUCAGAACCUCUUAAGCAGAAGCAUGCUAAGUGUCCCAAGCCAAGUGGUAAGGUGCCCAGACAAGAUCAGGUUAAGAACACUGCUUCCCUUCUGCAUCCUGAAGAUGCCGCAUUGCAAACUCCUUUAGGGCCCUUGGACCCAUUGCCAUUACGAAAUAGACCUUUAUCACGCUGUGUUUCACGGGCAUCAAGUUUGCCUAAAGUGCCGGAAGCAGUGGGUGAGGAAACGGAAACAGCAGACAGUCAAAUGCGCUCUGCACCUAAUGUUACCAUUGAUACAAGUAAGGUGGUUUUGCGGAAGAAGAAGUCACGGAGAUGGGAACGACCAAACUCAAUGCCAGUUGGGAUUGAGAUAGAUAAGAUAUUGGCUGAGCUUGGUAAUGGAAACAGAUACACUACAAACAAUGACACUGAAAGUGAGUCUGGAAAUACAUUGAGUGUGGAUGAUAACCUCGAUCAUACAGUGAGGCCCUACAGGAGCACUUCCCCAUUAGCUGAUAAUGCAUCAGAGGAACACAGUGACAGUACAGGCACAGAUGUUACUGUGCUUGAUGGACAUGGGCCAAUGGUUUCAUCACUUGACUCAUGCCCUGAGAUUAUAGAAAGUGUGUGUUCCAACCCAGGUGAUACUAGUCCCAAUAAUGCAGCAGAAAACUCUUUAGGAAUAGAAGACACAUGUGAUAAUGCAGUGCCUGGGGAGCAUAUGCCAGAAACCAGUGUUCCAAGUGAGUGUGUUGAUGAUAGUGACAAGACUGAUGGUGAUAAAGGAGAUAGUUUCUCAGAUUCUCUGGAUGAUGAUAAUCACCCUAAAGACAAUUGUUCAAUGCCAGAAGGUGACACUGUUGCAAGACCACAGCAAGUGAGGUUAGGCAGUGUUCCAGAUGCACUUGGUGUGGAUGGUGAGGACAGUGGGGCACCCUUGGAUACUGGGUGUGGAGUUGUCAAGGAUACUGAGGAUACUCUGAAGGUGGCACCAGAGGAGGACCAUAGUCAGUUGUCUGAAGAAUCCAUGACUGAUGCUGAUAGGCUGGAGAAGCUCCAGAAAGCUUUACAGCACCUACAACGAGGUUCCGUGGGAGCUUCCAGUGGCAAUGGACGCAGGAGCAAACGACCUUGUCAAAGACCUAAAGCUGGUGAUUCCGACAGUCAAGACCAACUGUCAGAUGACUCACUCGGAGGAUCAGCUAAUCACUCAAGACAGUCCUCCAGACCUGGCUCCGGCACCAGACGCAGAAGACGCCCCGUGUCAAAGCACAAAGGGAGACACCAUAGUUCAGAUGAAUAUCAAAGUUCAGACACUGAUGGUGUCUAUUCUGAUGAUUCACUCACUCAAUCAGAUGGGAAGCAACUCACUCACCCAGAGGAAAAUCAAGAGACUUUAGAAGAAUUCUCAAACUUUACAAAUUCCAUGGACCAGUUGACGGCUGGCUUGGGUUCAGUAGACAAUGCUGGAUCUCAUCAGCAUGACAUGCCUGCAUUGGACUUAGGAACUGUCAUGCGGAGAUUUUCUCAGUCCCCAGCAGAUGAAGUUUUGUUUCAAGGACUUGGUGACAACUCAGUAUUGGAGAAAGGAAGAAGUGACACAGACAAUGCCAGGGGUGUCCCAGGCCAGAGUGAUGGCAGCAUGUCAAAUGAUUUCACUCAGACUGAGGGGGCCAGUGUACAGAUGAGGAGGUCUCCUGUCAAUAUGUGGAGCUCAGAGGAAGGAGAUUCUCUCUCACCAGUACCCUCUUCUGUACCAUCGGAACAGCUAUAUACUAAAAGUACGAGAGUUGCCACCAAGAGAUCUAACUUGACUGUUACACCCACUGUAGUGUGGGCAAAUGAUGAACAAUCCAAGAACACAAAAGAUUCAUGUGAGGAGCCUUCAUUGGAAUCUAAAACUGUACAAAAUGGUGAAAGUGAAAAUCCAGUUACUAGAGUCAGUCGUGAUUCUACAACUAAGAGUAGAAAUGACAAUUCAAGAAGUACAAUCAAAUAUGAAGUCACUAUCAAUGAAGAUAAGACAGACAUUAGUUACAAUGUUGAAAAAACUGAAUACAGAACAUAUGGAUUAAAACCAAAAGCCAUUGCUGGUGGGCAGGUAGAAACUGCUGCAACUUUUAUCCCAGAUAGUAUCAAUAUCAACUUGACAGAGACUAAAACAUUCCAAACAGAAGACCGGUUUGAGUCAGUCACCAAAGAAAAAGUGUUGUUGCAAAAGGGAAAUGGUAAUCGUGACACAGGUGUGAUUGUAACAGAGAAAAUGUAUGAGUCCAAUCAUUCAUUAGAGUGUGAGGAUGUUCUACAAGACUCCAGUGUUAGCAGGGAAAGCUCUGUUGAGCGGCAGAUUGUGGAAGAGGACUUCAAUUCUGCUGCUUAUGUCUAUGAGGGAGAUUCAGUGCUUGGGCAAAUAGAGCAUGAAGCUGAAGGGACUGUGUGUUCAAAGAAUGUUGUAAGCCCUGUGAACAUUCCAACUGCUGUCUCCAAAGAAAGUGGGAUGACAAACAUAGGAGAUGGAGUCCCCGAAAGUCACAUGAUUUCUGGAAGCAAUCCCCAAAGCCUAACUGGGUGUGGUGAUAAUUGUGAACUAGAUAGGGACUAUUCUGAUGAACCCUGUGAGAUGAGUGACGAUAGUUUAGAAGGAGUAUCUGAUUCUUCUGGAGAACAGAAAACAACACUUCUGCUUAAUCCACAACAUUCUGGAAGACCUGUGUCCGAAGUCAGUGGCAUCAGUGAUGGUUCUCAAAGCAACCCAAGUCAGCGGGGAACAUUAAGUACAGACAAUCACAGAGAACUUCCUCAGUGGCAGACAGAAACUGUGCAAGUGGGGCAGGUUGAGCCCUUUCACAUCAACCAGAAUGCUGAGGAUGCAGAUCUUAACCUGAAAGGUAGAUCUAAUUCCCCAUGGGUUGUUAUAGGAAAGGCUACCACAGAAUACAUUGUUGAUGAUGUCAAUAAGGAUGUGGCAACUUACUCAACAGAACCUAGGGCUGAUUUGCAUCUUGUAGAACAAAAUGCUGUCUCCCCAAGUACAGAAAGCACAAUCCAUGUUCAAGAGAACAAAACAUCAUUUCCUGAAACCAUCAAACAGUCAUUUGUCAAUUCAGACUUUGGGAAUUCAGAAGCUCUGUAUUUUGCUGAUGGCCAGGGUGUUCUAGCUGGUAUGAGUGGCAUGACACUGCCCUAUGUUAGUGAUGACACACUUGGAAGAGAUGAACCCAUCAAGUCUUCUGAUGAGACAAAGGUUACAGAUGAAAUGGGUUCAGUACAGUCUUUGCCUUGCAUAGAUAGAGCUUCAACAACAUUCCUACAUGACAUACCAGAAGAAAGGUCAGAUGAUGAACAAGCUAAGACCAAACAUGUACCUGAGAGUGAUAGAAAGGACAAUACAAAAGCUAUAAAUAGCUCUGUCAUAGUGGAGUUGUCUCAAGAAGAUUCUGAAAAAGUACCUGUGACUUCCUCUGAUCUGGAUUUGGAAGAUAAUAGUAUAGGAGACAGAAGUCACAGUAGAGCUGAUGUGCCUUCACAACCUCAGGAAAUGUCCCUAAGAGAUGGCACCUUACAUUCUGAGAGUACUGAACAAAACUUUACUUCUUCUGGUGAACAAAGUCCUAACAGUGUAUUAUUAAAAAUGGAGUUUGAAAAGAGUACCAAGGAAGAUCAAAGAGACUUAGAAUGGAAUGCAGACUUGAAUAGGUCCUCUCAUGAGUCUGAAAGUGUUCCUGUAGAGCAGCAUAGUUUACAUCGUGGUGAAAUGGCUCAAGGUCCCAAGGCUGAUGGUUCUCAGAUACCAAGCACAGAUGACUUCAAACAAUCAUCAGCAUCUUUUAUGCCCCAAACUCCAUGUGAUAUGAAUGUUAAUCAAGGACAACAGUUAAGAAAAGCAGAAAACCUGGCACCUGAAAGUAAUGUUUCCAUACAAGUAAUUGAAGCAUCAGGCAGUGAAUGCAGUGUGAAUGUGUCUGAUGAAACUGUUUCUAAUGAUGAAAGAGAAGCGAGGAACCAAAUAAAUAGUGGUGUGCCAACAUCAGCACAUCAAAACAUAACGGAAUAUGGUCAAGUAUCUGGCAUCAUACUUGAAACAGAUCACAUCAUUGAUGAUUCUGAAAGUGAUAAUCCAAUUUGUGGACAUUAUUCAACAGCAACCAAAGAGAUAGAAAUUGUUGCAUCAGACAAUCACAUUCUACCAGACAGUUCACCUGGCAGUAGUGACAUAGAUCUUUGUGAUGGACAUGUACACCAUGAAGUGAUCAGGGAGAGUCCAACAGAAGACCAAAUGGGUAACCAACAUCAGCAAGGUCAUGUUUUGCCAGACAGAACAACCACCAAAAUGUCUGAAGGUCACAGUGAGGACACUCAAACAAUGGAUUUGUAUGUAUCUGGUGAUCAGAGAAGCAGGCAACUUGGUGUUGAGAAGGAAGCUGGUGCUCUCAGAGAAGACACACAAACAGGUAAUGAACUCAUACCUGAUGAUAACAGGAAGGUUCCUGCAGAUUUUGACAAGAAGGAAUCUGAUAACUACAGGAAAGACACACAGAUGAUUGACGCACAAGCAGAUGCUGUACAUGUUUCUGAUGAAGACAGGAAAUCAUCAGCAGAUGUUGACCAGAAGAAAGCUGAUGAUUACAGGGAAGACACACAGAUGACUGACGCACAAGCAGAUGCUGUACAUGUUUCUGAUGAAGACAGGAAAUCAGCAGAUGUUGACCAGAAGAAAGCUGGUGAUUACAAGGAAGUCACACAGAUGAUUGAUGCACAAGCAGAUGCUGUACAUGUUUCUGAUGAAGACAGGAAAUCAUCAGCAGAUGUUGACCAGAAGAAAGCUGAUGAUUACAGGGAAGACACACAGAUGAUUGACGCACAAGCAGAUGCUGUACAUGUUUCUGAUGAAGACAGGAAAUCAUCAGCAGAUGUUGACCAGAAGAAAGCUGAUGAUUACAGGGAAGACACACAGAUGAUUGACGCACAAGCAGAUGCUGUACAUGUUUCUGAUGAAGACAGGAAAUCAGCAGCUAUUGACCAGAAGAAAGCUGAUGAUUACAAGGAAGUCACACAAAUGAUUGACACACAAGCAGAUGUUGUACAUGUUUCUGAUGAAGACAGGAAAUCAUCAGCAGAUGUUGACCAGAAGGAAGCUGAUGCUCAUCAAGGAGCCAAACAAACAUCCUCUGUAUCUGUAACUGAUGAUGACAGGAAAGCAUCUGCAGAUGUUGACCAGAAGGAGGCUGAUGAUUACAGGGAACACACAGAGACAGUUGACCUGUUCAUAUCUGAUGAUCAAAGAAUUGGGCAACAGAAUGUUGAACAGAAGGAAGCUGAUGCUCAUCAAGAAGCCAAACAAACAUCUUCUGUACACAUAUCUGAUGGUGAUGGGAAAGUUCCUGAAGAUGUUGGGCAGGAGGUAACUGAUAAUAGCAGAGAAGACACACAAACAGUUGAUCUGUUCAUAUGUAAGGAUCUGAGAAGCAGGCUGCAGGAUGUUGAGAAAGAAGCUAAUGUUCACAGAGAAGACAGACAAACAGUUCAUGUACUCAAACCCCAUGACAGGAAAGCAUCUCCAGGUGUUGAUCAAAAGGAAACUGAUGAUUACGUGGAACAACAGAUGAUUGACACACAAACAUGUGCUGUGCACGUUUCUGAUGAAGACAGGAAAUCAUCUGCAGAUGUUGACCAAAAGGAAGCUGACCCUGAGAGAGAAGACACACAAACAGCUAAUGUAUAUGUACCUGAUGAAGACAGGGAAGCCUAUCCAGGAAAUGAUGAGAAAAUAACUGCUGGUUACAGGGACGACACACAAACAAGUGAUUUCUUCAUACCUGAUGAUCGCAGAAGUAGGCAACAGAAUGUUACCAAAAAGGAAGCUGAAACUCGACAGGAAGCCAAACAAACAGCUGAUGUACUUGUUGACCAGAAGGUAACUGAUGGUUUCAGGGAAGAAACGGAGACAACUGAUUUGAUCAAAUCUGAUGUUCACAGAAUUAGGCAACUGAAUCUUGUGGAGAAGACAGCUGGUGCUUACCAAGAAGACACAGAAACGCCUUAUGUACACAUACCUGGUGAAAACUGGAAUGUAUCUGGAGAUGUUGACCAGAAGGAAGCUGAAGAUUACAGGAAGAACACAGACACUAUUGAUUUGUUCAAAUCUGAUGAUCAAAGAAUUGGGCAACAGGAUGUUGAAGAGAAGGACGCUGAUACUCAAGAAGCCAAACAAACAUCUGAAGAUGUUGACCAGAUGGAAGCUGAUGAAUACAGGGAAGUCACAGAGUCACUUGAUUUGUUCCUAUCUGAUUAUCGUAGAAGUUGGCAACAGGGUGUUAAGAAGAAACCUGAUACUCAGCAAGACACCACACGAGCUGCGAAUGUACUUGUAUCUGAUGAUGACAAGAAUGCACCUCCAGAUGUUGCCCUGAAGGAAGCUGAUGAUUACAGGGAAGACACAGAGACAGUUGAUUUCUUUAUAUCCGAUGAUCAAAGAAUUAGGCAACAGCAUGUCCAAGAGAAGGAAGCUGAAUCUCAUCAAGGAGGCAAACAAACAUCUUCUGUACAUAUAACUGAUGAUGACGGGGAAGCAUUUGCAGAUGUUGACCAGAAGGAGGCUAAUAAAUACAGGGAAGACACAGAGACAGUUGACCUGUUCAUAUCUGAUGAUCAAAGAAUUGGGCAACAGCAUGUCCAAGAGAAAGAAGCUGAAUCUCAUCAAGGAGCAAAACAAACAUCCUCUGUACCUGUAACUGAUGAUGACAGGAAAGCAUCUGCAGAUGUUGAUCAGAAGGAAACUGAUGAUUACAGGGAACACACAGAGACGGUUGACCUGUUCAUAUCUGAUGAUCAAAGAAUAGGGCAACAAAAUGUUGAAGAGAAGGAAGCAUCUGCAGAUGUUGUCCAGAAGGAACCUGAUGAAUACAGGGAACACACAGAGACAGUUGACCUGUUCAUAUCUGAUGAUCAAAGAAUAGGGCAACAAAAUGUUGAAGAGAAGGAAGCUGCUUCUCAUCAUGAAGCCAAACAAACAUCUUCUGUACCUGUAACUGAUGACAGGAAAGCAUCGUCCCUUGUUGAAGAGAAGGAAGCUGAUGCUCAUCAAGGAGGCAAACAAAUAUCCUCUGUACCUGUAACUGAUGAUGGCAGAAAAGCAUCGUCCCUUGUUGACCAGAAGGAAGCUGAUGAUUACAGGGAACACACAGAGACAGUUGACCUGUUCAUAUCUGAUGAUCAAAGAAUUGGGCAACAUAAUGUUGAAGAGAAGGACGCUGAUUCUCAUCAAGGAGGCAAACAAACAUCCUCUGUACCUGUAAGUAUUGAUGACAGGAAACCAUCUGCAGAUGUUGGCCAGAAGGAGGCUGAUGAUUACAGGGAACACACAGAGACAGUUGACCUGUUCAUAUCUGAUGAUCAAAGAAUUGGGCAACAGCAUGUCCAAGAGAAGGAAGCUGAUUUUCAUCAAGGAGGCAAACAUACAUCUUCUUUACCUGUAACUGAUGAUGACAGGAGAGCAUCUGCAGAUGUUGACCAGAAGGAGGCUGAUGAUUACAGGGAACACACAGAGACAGUUGACCUGAUCAUAUCUGAUGAUCAAAGAAUUGGGCAACAGAAUGUUGAAGAGAAGGAAGCUGUUUCUCAUCAAGGAGGCAAACAAACAUCUUUUGUACCUGUAACUGAUGAUGACAGGAAAGCAUCGUCCCUUGUUGACCAGAAGGAAGCUGAUGAUUACAGGGAACACACAGAGACAGUUGACCUGUUCAUAUCUGAUGAUCAAAGAAUUGGGCAACAAAAUGUUGAAGAGAAGGAAGCUGAUCCUCAUCAAGGAGGCAAACAAACAUCCUCUGUACCUAUAACUGAUGAUGACAGGAAAGCAUCUGCAGAUGUUGGCCAGAAGGAGGCUGAAGAUUACAGGGAACACACAGAGACGGUUGACUUGUUCAUAUCUGAUGAUCAAAGAAUUGGGCAACAGCAUGUCCAAGAGAAAGAAGCUGAAUCUCAUCAAGGAGCAAAACAAACAUCCUCUGUACCUGUAAGUGAUGAUGACAGGAAAGCAUCUGCAGAUGUUGACCAGAAGGAAGCUGAUGAUUACAGGGAACACACAGAGACGGUUGACCUGUUCAUAUCCGAUGAUCAAAGAAUUGGGCAACAGCAUGUCCAAGAGAAGGAAGCUGAUUUUCAUCAAGGAGACAAACAAACAUCUUCUGUACCUGUACCUGAUGAUGACAGGAAAGCAUCUGCAGAUGUUGACCAGAAGGAGGCUGAUGAUUACAGGGAACACACAGAGACAGUCGACCUGUUCAUAUCUGAUGAUCAAAGAAUUGGGCAACAGCAUGUCCAAGAGAAAGAAGCUGAAUCCCAUCAAGGAGCAAAACAAACAUCCUCUGUACCUGUAACUGAUGAUGACAGGAAAGCAUCUGCAGAUGUUGACCAGAAGGAAGCUGAUGAUUACAGGGAACACACAGAGACAGUUGACCUGUUCAUAUCUGAUGAUCAAAGAAUUGGGCAACAAAAUGUUGAAGAGAAGGAAGCUGAUCCUCAUCAAGGAGGCAAACAAACAUCUUUUGUACCUGUAACUGAUGAUGACAGGAAAGCAUCUGCAGAUGUUGGCCAGAAGGAGGCUGAAGAUUACAGGGAACACACAGAGACGGUUGACUUGUUCAUAUCUGAUGAUCAAAGAAUUGGGCAACAGCAUGUCCAAGAGAAAGAAGCUGAAUCUCAUCAAGGAGCAAAACAAACAUCCUCUGUACCUGUAAGUGAUGAUGACAGGAAAGCAUCUGCAGAUGUUGACCAGAAGGAAGCUGAUGAUUACAGGGAACACACAGAGACGGUUGACCUGUUCAUAUCCGAUGAUCAAAGAAUUGGGCAACAGCAUGUCCAAGAGAAGGAAGCUGAUUUUCAUCAAGGAGACAAACAAACAUCUUCUGUACCUGUACCUGAUGAUGACAGGAAAGCAUCUGCAGAUGUUGACCAGAAGGAGGCUGAUGAUUACAGGGAACACACAGAGACAGUUGACCUGUUCAUAUCUGAUGAUCAAAGAAUUGGGCAACAGCAUGUCCAAGAGAAAGAAGCUGAAUCCCAUCAAGGAGCAAAACAAACAUCCUCUGUACCUGUAACUGAUGAUGACAGGAAAGCAUCUGCAGAUGUUGACCAGAAGGAAGCUGAUGAUUACAGGGAACACACAGAGACAGUUGACCUGUUCAUAUCUAAUGAUCAAAGAAUUGGGCUACAGCAUGUUGAAGAGAAGGAAGCUGUUGCUCAUCAAGGAGCCAAACAAACAUCUUUUGUACCUGUAACUGAUGAUGACAGGAAAGCAUCUACCCUUGUUGACCAGAAGGAAGCUGAAGAUUACAGGGAACACACAGAGACAGUUGAUUUCUUUAUAUCCGAUGAUCAAAGAAUUAGGCAACAGCAUGUCCAAGAGAAGGAAGCUGAUUCUCUCCAAGGAGCCAAACAAACAUCUUUUGUACCUAUAACUGAUGACGACAGGAAAGCGGCUGCAGAUGGUGACCAGAAGGAAGCUGAUGAUUACAGGGAACACACAGAGACAGUUGAUUUCUUUAUAUCCGAUGAUCAAAGAAUUUGGCAACAGUAUGUCCAAGAGAAAGAAGCUGAUUCUCAUCAAGGAGGCAAACAAACAUCCUCUGUACCUGUAACUGAUGAUGACAGGAAAGCAUCUACCCUUGUUGGCCAGAAGGAAGCUGAUGAUAACAGGGAACACACAGAGACAGUUGACCUGUUCAUAUCCGAUGAUCAAAGAAUGGGGCAACAGCAUGUCCAAGAGAAAGAAGCUGAAUCUCAUCAAGGAGCAAAACAAACAUCCUCUGUACCUGUAACUGAUGAUGACAGGAAAGCGUCUGCAGAUGUUGACCAGAAGGAAGCUGAUGAUUACAGGGAACACACAGAGACAGUUGACCUGUUCAUAUCCGAUGAUCAAAGAAUUGGGCAACAGCAUGUCCAAGAGAAGGAAGCUGAUUUUCAUCAAGGAGUCAAACAAACAUCAUCUGUACCUGUACCUGAUGAUGACAGGAAAGCAUCUGCAGAUGUUGACCAGAAGGAGGCUGAUGAUUACAGGGAACACAUAGAGAGGGUUGACCUGUUCAUAUCUGAUGAUCAAAGAAUUGGGCAACAAAAUGUUGAAGAGAAGGAAGCUGAUGCUCAUCAAGGAGGCAAACAAACAUCCUCUGUACCUAUAACUGAUGAUGACAUGAAAGCAUCUGCAGAUGUUGGCCAGAAGGAGGCUGAAGAUUACAGGGAACACACAGAGACAGUUGACUUGUUCAUAUCUGAUGAUCAAAGAAUUGGGCAACAGCAUGUUGAAGAGAAGGAAGCUGAUGCUCAUCAAGGAGGCAAACAAACAUCCUCUGUACCUAUAACUGAUGAUGACAUGAAAGCAUCUGCAGAUGUUGGCCAGAAGGAGGCUGAAGAUUACAGGGAACACACAGAGACGGUUGACUUGUUCAUAUCUGAUGAUCAAAGAAUUGGGCUACAGCAUGUCCAAGAGAAAGAAGCUGAAUCUCAUCAAGGAGUCAAACAAACAUCUUCUGUACCUGUACCUGAUGAUGACAGGAAAGCAUCUGCAGAUGUUGACCAGAAGGAAGCUGAUGAUUACAGGGAACACACAGAGACAGUUGACCUGUUCAUAUCUAAUGAUCAAAGAAUUGGGCUACAGCAUGUUGAAGAGAAGGAAGCUGUUGCUCAUCAAGGAGGCAAACAAACAUCUUUUGUACCUGUAACUGAUGAUGACAGGAAAGCAUCUACCCUUGUUAGCCAGAAGGAGGCUGAUGAUUACAGGGAACACACAGAGACAGUUGACCUGUUCAUAUCUGAUGAUCAAAGAAUGGGGCAACAGCAUGUCCAAGAGAAAGAAGCUGAAUCUCAUCAAGGAGCAAAACAAACAUCCUCUGUACCUGUACCUGAUGAUGACAGGAAAGCAUCUGCAGAUGUUGACCAGAAGGAAGCUGAUGAUUACAGGGAACACACAGAGACAGUUGACCUGUUCAUAUCCGAUGAUCAAAGAAUUGGGCAACAGCAUGUCCAAGAGAAAGAAGCUGAAUCUCAUCAAGGAGCAAAACAAACAUCCUCUGUACCUGUAAGUAUUGAUGACAGGAAAGCAUCUGCAGAUGUUGACCAGAAGGAAGCUGAUGAUUACAGGGAACACACAGAGACAGUUGACCUGUUCAUAUCUGAUGAUCAAAGAAUUGGGCUACAGCAUGUUGAAGAGAAGGAAGCUGUUGCUCAUCAAGGAGGCAAACAAACAUAUUUUGUACCUGUAACUGAUGAUGACAGGAAAGCAUCUACCCUUGUUGGCCAGAAGGAAGCUGAUGAUUACAGGGAACACACAGAGACAGUUGAUUUCUUUAUAUCCGAUGAUCAAAGAAUUAGGCAACAGCAUGUCCAAGAGAAGGAAGCUGAUUCCCUCCAAGGAGCCAAACAAACAUCUUUUGUACCUAUAACUGAUGAUGACAGGAAAGCAGCUGCAGAUUGUGACCAGAAGGAAGCUGAUGAUUACAGGGAACACACAGAGACAGUUGAUUUCUUUAUAUCCGAUGAUCAAAGAAUUGGGCAACAGCAUGUCCAAGAGAAAGAAGCUGAUUCUCAUCAAGGAGGCAAACAAACAUCUUUUGUACCUGUAACUGAUGAAGACAGGAAAGCAUCUACCCUUGUUGGCCAGAAGGAAGCUGAUGAUUACAGGGAACACACAGAGACAGUUGACCUGUUCAUAUCUGAUAAUCAAAGAAUUGGGCAACAGCAUGUUCAAGAGAAAGAAGCUGAAUCUCAUCAAGGAGCAAAACAAACAUCCUCUGUACCUGUACCUGAUGAUGACAGGAAAGCAUCUGCAGAUGUUGACCAGAAGGAAGCUGAUGAUUACAGGGAACACACAGAGACAGUUGACCUGUUCAUAUCUAAUGAUCAAAGAAUUGGGCUACAGCAUGUUGAAGAGAAGGAAGCUGUUGCUCAUCAAGGAGGCAAACAAACAUCUUUUGUACCUGUAACUGAUGAUGACAGGAAAGCAUCUACCCUUGUUGGCCAGAAGGAAGCUGAUGAUUACAGGGAACACACAGAGACAGUUGAUUUCUUUAUAUCCGAUGAUCAAAGAAUUAGGCAACAGCAUGUCCAAGAGAAGGAAGCUGAUUCUCUCCAAGGAGCCAAACAAACAUCUUUUUUACCUGUAACUGAUGACGACAGGAAAGCAGCUGCAGAUUGUGACCAGAAGGAAGCUGAUGAUUACAGGGAACACACAGAGACAGUUGAUUUCUUUAUAUCCGAUGAUCAAAGAAUUUGGCAACAGUAUGUCCAAGAGAAAGAAGCUGAUUCUCAUCAAGGAGGCAAACAAACAUCUUUUGUACCUGUAACUGAUGACGACAGGAAAGCAUCUACCCUUGUCGGCCAGAAGGAAGCUGAUGAUUACAGGGAACACACAGAGACAGUUGACCUGAUCAUAUCUGAUAAUCAAAGAAUCGGGCCACAGAAUGUUGAAGAGAAGGAAGCUGAUUCACAUCAAGGAGGCAAACAAACAUCCUCUGUACUUGUUACUGAUAACAACAGGAAAGCAUCUGCAGAUGUUGACCAGAAGGAAGCUGAUGAUUACAGGGAACACACAGAGACAGUUGACCUGAUCAUAUCUGAUAAUCAAAGAAUCGGGCCACAGAAUGUUGAAGAGAAGGAAGCUGAUUUUCAUCAAGGAGGCAAACAAACAUCCUCUGUACCUAUAACUGAUGAUGACAGGAAAGCAUCUGCAAAUGUUGGCCAGAAGGAGGCUGAUGAUUACAGGGAACACACAGAGACAGUUGACCUGUUCAUAUCUGAUGAUCAAAGAAUUGGGCAACAGAAUGUUGAAGAGAAGGAAGCUGGUUCACAUCAAGGAGGCAAACAAACAUCUUCUGUACUUGUUACUGAUAACAACAGGAAAGCAUCUGCAGAUGUUGACCAGAAGGAAGCUGAUGAUUACAGGGAACACACAGAGACGGUUGACCUGUUCAUAUCCGAUGAUCAAAGAAUUGGGCAACAGCAUGUCCAAGAGAAGGAAGCUGAUUUUCAUCAAGGAGGCAAACAAACAUCUUCUGUACCUGUACCUGAUGAUGACAGGAAAGCAUCUGCAGAUGUUGACCAGAAGGAAGCUGAUGAUUACAGGGAACACACAGAGACGGUUGACCUGUUCAUAUCUGAUGAUCAAAGAAUAGGGCAACAAAAUGUUGAAGAGAAGGAAGCAUCUGCAGAUGUUGUCCAGAAGGAGGCUGAUGAAUACAGGGAACACACAGAGACAGUUGACCUGUUCAUAUCUGAUGAUCAAAGAAUAGGGCAACAAAAUGUUGAAGAGAAGGAAGCUGCUUCUCAUCAUGAAGCCAAACAAACAUCUUCUGUACCUGUAACUGAUGACAGGAAAGCAUCGUCCCUUGUUGACCAGGAGGAGGCUGAUGAUUACAGGGAACACACAGAGACAGUUGACCUGUUCAUAUCUGAUGAUCAAAGAAUUGGGCAACAGCAUGUCCAAGAGAAAGAAGCUGAAUCUCAUCAAGGAGCAAAACAAACAUCCUCUGUACCUGUAACUGAUGAUGACAGGAAAGCAUCUGCAGAUGUUGAUCAGAAGGAAACUGAUGAUUACAGGGAACACACAGAGACGGUUGACCUGUUCAUAUCUGAUGAUCAAAGAAUAGGGCAACAAAAUGUUGAAGAGAAGGAAGCAUCUGCAGAUGUUGUCCAGAAGGAACCUGAUGAAUACAGGGAACACACAGAGACAGUUGACCUGUUCAUAUCUGAUGAUCAAAGAAUAGGGCAACAAAAUGUUGAAGAGAAGGAAGCUGCUUCUCAUCAUGAAGCCAAACAAACAUCUUCUGUACCUGUAACUGAUGACAGGAAAGCAUCGUCCCUUGUUGACCAGGAGGAGGCUGAUGAUUACAGGGAACACACAGAGACAGUUGACCUGUUCAUAUCUGAUGAUAAGAGAAAUUGGCAACAGCAUGUCAAAGAGAAAGAAGCUGCUUCUCAUCAAGGAGCAAAACAAACAUCCUCUGUACCUGUAACUGAUGAUGACAGGAAAGCAUCGUCCCUUGUUGACCAGAAGGAAGCUGAUGAUUACAGGGAACAUACAGAGACAGUUGACCUGUUCAUAUCUGAUGAUCAAAGAAUUGGGCAACAUAAUUUUGAGAAGAUAGCUAAUUGUCAUCAAGAAUCCAAACAAACAUCUUCUGUACCUGUAACUGAUGAUGACCAUUCUAAAGAUGACGAUUACAAGGAAGUCACAGAUUCAAUUGAUUUGUUCCUAUCUGAUUAUCGUAGAAGUUGGCAACAGAGUGUUAAGAAGAAACCUGAUACUCAGCAAGACACCACACGACCUGCAAAUGUACUUGUAUCUGAUGAUGACAAGAAUGCACCUCCAGGUGUUGACCAGAAGGAAGCUGAUGAUUACAGGGAAGACACAGAGACAGUUGAUUUCUUUAUAUCCGAUGAUCAAAGAAUUUGGCAACAGCAUGUUGGCCAGAAGGAAGCUGAUGCUCAUCAAGAAGCCAAACAAACGCCCUAUGUACACAUUACUGGAGAAGACAGGAAAGCAUUACUUGAUGUGUUUGAUUCUUAUAAUCACAGAGAGGAACCACAUAACACUGACUAUAAGGGUUUAAAUGUGAAGCGUGAAAACUCAGGCAGUCUAUUCCCCGAAAGAAGUUCUCAAGAAAACUCACAAUCACUCAUGAAAAGCAAAGCUGUGUUAGGAAAAAUCACUGAAAAUCCUUUGGCAAGAGCUGAUUUGAAGCAAGGAGCUAAAUCUAUUGAACCUGCCAAUAUUACAACCACUUGGGUUCAUGGCCGAAAUGCUGGAUAUAGCACGAGUUUACAGUUGGCAUUAGAGCUGAAUACAAAUGAUCCUGGUCAGAGGAAAGGUGAUACUGAUUCUACUUAUCAGAUGGACUCCAGUGACAGUCUUGUGCGUGAAAGAGCAUCAGUUGAAAAUGUGAAAACCAGCGAUAACAUUUCUCACCACGAUGCCCCUUAUUCUCAGCAUCAUAUUCUUUGUGAAACAAAUGGCACCAAAGGUGUGAAUGUAAAUCCCUAUAAUGCCACAAGUAACACUCAGUCCUUGCAACCAGAAGCAUCAGUUGUACGACUUGAGAAGACCAGAGAAGAACAUGUUUCAGAAUCAAACAAUGAAAUGACAAGUCCACAGAUGUCAGACAGACAUUUCUCUCAAAUGCCAUCCACUGAUUUUCUGAAGCCUGUAAUAUCUGGAUCAGAACCAAGUUUGUCAGUACAUAACACAAAAACAAAAGAGAACAGGUACCUUUUGGAACUAGUUUCGAACAUUGACAAUAUUGAAACUGAAACUGAAAGGAAAGCUUUACGUAAGGAAGUUAAAGAAGAAAUUAAGAAGCUGAAAUACAGGGAUCAGAGUGACUCUGCCAUAAGUUCUGACUACACUGACCUUGAGUCUUCAUCCCCACGAAGUAGCCAAAGUAAAGAACAAGACACACCAAAACAUAUCUACCAACAAGAACGUCAAGUUGGACAGACAUCACAUGAAACAUUGUCACCUGAAGACUACCUUACAUUAGUUUCCAAGGAUGAAGUACGGGAAAGGGCCUCACUGAAAGAUUCAGGGAAUGUGUAUGAUGCUGAUGAAGUAGAGUUGGGGCAAGGAGAAGGUAACUCAUGUGAGACUAGACACACAACAAGUAACAGCCCUGAGGUUCUAGUGCUGCAGUCAGUGGAAACAGGUACAACCAGUACCACCACCAGGGUUCACACUCAUAAUGGCCGACAAGGAGACAUGGAGGAUAAGCCACAUCCACUUUUGAACACAGGCUGUACAGAAAGAGAAAGCUCUAGCAUCACAACUGUUCAUGAUGGUGAGAGUGUUGAGAUAAAUCAAGGGGGAUAUGCAAUGUCCAAAGAAAAGUCUCUGUCAAUGUCAAAUAUCCCCAGUGAAAGCCCUGAGCCAGAACUUCCAGAACAGUCCUUAUCAUAUGAAUCUCUUUCUGCCGCGAAAGCAAUUGGAGACAGUGCACAUUCUUCUAGUGAGAGUUUAAUAUAUGUGUUUGUGCCAGGUAAGGAAACAGCUACUCCACAAGUAGAUGUACCAAGAUCAGCUACUGAAGUCAAAGAAACAACGAACAACUCCUACUUGCAUGAAACAGAUGCUGCAAUCCAAGUUCCAGUGGAAAGAUCAGCGCCAUCAGAGACAUUGCCUAAAUAUGAAGUAUCAGAAACUGUGCACAGAUCUCUCCCAGGAAUUAUAGAAGCAGUUGAUAACUACAAGCAGCCUCAAGAGGAGAAUAAGGAUGCUGUUCUUCCAACUGUUAUCCCUGUUGGUAGAGAUGAAAGUUACCACACAAAUAGUGUGAGAGAUCAGGAAAGAGAAAUUAGUUCUCAUGGACUUUCUGGAUUACAGCCAAGGCUGAUGCUGGGGCAGGCAGAAAGCAUGGAAACUAAUCCUUCCAUUGAUACCCAACAUGAAGAACUUGUUGAUCGGACAAUGCCGUCAUGUGAAAGUGUUGUAUGGCAACUAAAGACUCAAUCAAUGGCUGAAAAUUCAUCAAGACAUGCAACACAUAUCUCUGAGAUGAAUCCGCAAAGUGAAUGCAUUACAGACUUACAGAGACAUGCAAAAUUGAUAACAGAACAUAAUCAUUCUAACAGUUCUACACAAUCUCAACCUUUUCAAGAUAUUGGUGAACCUCCAAAUAAUUGGCAGCCAGUCUCAUCUCAGAAAUAUUCAUCUCAACAGAUAUCACAGUGUUCACAAAGAGAUCAAUCAUCUCUUACUGCCAUCCAUCAUGUAUCUCAGUGGAGUCAGACAUGCGUUUUGAAUGAGUGUAGUACUCAGACAGAUAACGUGGGAAGUAAUGUAAGUACUGCCGGAAUUCAAACCGAUGAAGAGAACAUUACCCCAGAUGUCUGCAUGAAGUCACAAACAUCACAAACAAAUGAGACAGUGAAAGGAUAUCAGCCACCUCCUACAUCUAAAUAUAUGGCAAGCAGAACAAUGAGACGUCAACCACCUCACCCACUGCCUCCUGAUGUAGGCUACCAGUAUCGAGACUUUUCGUCAGAUGAAGAAUACUAUGCCUUGACCAGGAGGGACUCAGGAUUUAGCUCCUUGGCCAACUCCCCAUCUGUUACCUCAUUUGCUUCCAGCAGAAGCUAUCUUUCCAGUGUAUCAACUCAAACAGAUAGCCUUGCUAUCCAUAGGACUAGCUCAGAAAAUCAAACACCCAUCAGAAAUCAGCUACAUUUUGAUAAUGAGAGUUCUGUGAGACAAGGACAGUUUUCCAGAAUACUUAAUACAAGCAAUGAAGAACACAGACUGGCAGUGUUUCAUGGACAGAGUCAGAAUACAGAUUCCUCUCCACAUGGUCAUAUUCAAAGACAAUAUCAGAAUGUGAGAUUGUGCGAUGCAUCUGCACAAACUGAUUCUUCUACUGGAGGUAAGAUGACUGACUCUGAAACCCAGACGUUAAGUGUAUCAGUUGAUCCUUUGAUGCAGAGAGGUACAGAAAGGGUUCAUCAGUACCAUGCAAGGCCACAGCAUAUGAACUAUCAACAACAGCAUUCAGGAGAAGCAAGACUAGAUCUAAUUAACUACAGAACGGUCGAAGGUGUAUCACUGAGAAGACCAUCACAACAAUAUGACAUGACAGAAACAUACAGCCAAACUGGCACUAGAUCACAUUCAAUCAUUACACAAACUGAUAGCACAUCACUAAGCCAGCAUGGUCAAAAUAUGUCUACCAAUAGGACAUACAGUUUAGCAAGAGGUUUGCCAAUGUUCUCCGAUGUUCAUUCCCCGUUGACAAGCAGUGCUCAAACAGAUUCAGAACUCUUCCACCCCAGUGAUGAGGAGGAGGAUGGAAAAGUCCAACGAUCUGCCAUGAAGGAUGCCUCUGUGUCUGCAGACUUUACACAUCAUGACAGUUUGACAAGAGGUUCAAGUAUGUUCUCUGAUGUUCAUGCCCAGUUGACAAGCAGUGCUCAAACAGAUUCAGAACUCUACCACCCCAGUGAUGAGGAGGGGGAUGGGAAAGUCCAACGAUCUGCCAUGAAGGAUGCCUCUGUGUCUGCAGACUUUACACAUCAUGACAGUUUGACAAGAGGUUCAAGUAUGUUCUCCGAUGUUCAUGCCCAGUUGACAAGCAGUGCUCAAACAGAUUCAGAACUCUUCCACCCCAGUGAUGAGGAGGAGGAUGGGAAAGUCCAACGAUCUGCCAUGAAGGAUGCCUCUGUGUCUGCAGACUUUACACAUCCUGACAGUUUGACAAGAGGUUCAAGUAUGUUCUCCGAUGUUCAUGCCCCGUUGACAAGCAGUGCUCAAACAGAUUCAGAACUCUUCCACCCCAGUGAUGAGGAGGAGGAUGGGAAAGUCCAACGAUCUGCCAUGAAGGAUGCCUCUGUGUCUGCAUACUUUACACAUCAUGACAGUUUGACAAGAGGUUCAAGUAUGUUCUCUGAUGUUCAUGCCCAGUUGACAAGCAGUGCUCAAACAGAUUUAGAACUCUUCCACCCCAGUGAUGAGGAGGAUGGGAAAGUCCAACGAUCUGCCAUGAAGGAUGCCUCUGUGUCUGCAGACUUUACAGAUUAUGUUUGUGUUGGUGUACAAACUGAUGAGGAACAGGAGUCAUCAUCCACAGAGAUGUUACCGCACUUGCUACAGACAGAUGAAGAUAUCAAAACUCAACAUUAUGAAAAUCAUUCAGUGGAGAGUCAACAAAAUUUGGAACAUGCUAAAAAUCAUGUAACUACAACCGGUGUUUGUGUCCGGACAGAAGAGGAGGAUGCACGUAUGGAGAAAUUAUAUGACACAAGAACCAGUGUUCAAACAGAAAGUGAUAUAUGUGAUACUGAAACGCUUGUAUAUUCUGAAAAUAGGAUUUCUCUUGUGAACGGGAACAGUGAAACAGAUUUGCCAGAAGUCGUGGCCAAUGUUUCCGGUUCAGGACCUAGUUUUCAACGUGAGGUUAAAUCACCUGAAACCAGGAAGCUGAAUCUAAUAGAAGGAAGAAAUUCAGAACCUGCACUUCAAACAAAUCCUGGUUCAUUUACAGAUGAGGAAUCUCCACAAGAUACUUUUACUGAAAGGGGUUGCAUAACAAAUGUACAGAGUGAUGAAUUAUCACUUCCAUCAGUGCUAACAACUGUAGGAAAAGACAUUGAUGGGCUUAGAAGAGAACAUUCGCGGAUGAUGGAUCUUCUGGAACGUUCACGGGAAAAAUCCACAACACUAUCUCCCAAAUCAAGAGGGUCUCCACCAUCCUCCUCUUCAAGCAGCAUGUCUCCAGUUACUGUCAUUGAACAAGGUGGUUCCAACAAUGGCAGCAUGGAAGGCAGUCCACCAGACACUCAGAGAGAUAGGCCGGCACACACUGAUGAGCGAGAACCACAACUAAACCGGGAAGAAAUACUGAAGGCAUUAGAAGUUGAGGACCUUACUCUAAGAAUAGGCACUGCAACAGAACAAGCCUAUAACAGUCAGAGGACCAGCUUUGAACAGGAAAAUAUGGAGAGAAAAAGUGUUUUGCCAUCAUCAGAUUCUUCAGAUAACUAUUUUGGUACAGAAACACACAUGAACAAGAAUAACAGCAGUGAAAAUGGCAGUGAAAACAGACAAUUGUGUGUACUACCAUCAGAUACGACUGAAUCACAAAUCUUGAAUGCUAACAUCAGUGAAACCACACAGACUCCUGAACCUGUGACAGUAAGUGACUGCUCACAAACUCCACAUCCACGUGCAAGUGCAACACAGACAACCCAUAGCUUUAAUUAUUUGAACCACCAUAGCCAUCCUCAGAUUCAUAUUAAUGUAAGCGAUGAUGUUGUGGAGGACAUUCUCAGUGACAACUCGACCACGCCCUGUAUGUCACCGUCAACCAUGCCGGAGAUAAUUGAUGAUGAUAGCUAUCUGUCAGCCAGUGAUAGUCCAUCACACACCACUAGCAGACCAAGCAGGAGUUAUGUGAGCACCGGAGUGGAGGCAUGUGUGGAUAGUUCUGAUGAGUUCACACAGACAGAUUGUGAAGAUUCCACCUUUGACUCCAGCUUCAGCAGUGACAGAUGUCGUCAGGUGUCUGUGAAGUCAACAUCAACAGACUCCGUUAGAAUUCAGUCGGAACUAGAGAGACUUGAAAGGGAAAGAAUAGAAAUCAUUGAACUGCUCUCACUGAAUUACUUGCCCUCGAGCCUCACUGUGGAGCUACUGGAAGCUAAGAUGAACUAUUGCAUUGGACAGACCGAUAUGUUGCUUGCCUCCCUGGAAGAUUCGUGGGAGAAAGAGUAUGUUGAACUUACAGCAAGUAAUGCUGGUCUGAGCAGAGUCACCAAAGAAUAUGUCUCCAACUACAGGCAGCAAUUCAAAGAGUCAAGACGGGAAAUGGAAGCUGCUAUAGAAACAAAGCAGCGUCUGAAGUCUCGAGGCCGGGGGAGGAGGAAGGCUCGAAACAGUGACAUUGUAAAGAUGAAAAGGAGAGCUGAGAUUGAAUCAUUCAAACUGGAGAGAUUACGGGAACAGGAAAUGUAUCAGAGAACUCGCAGCUACAGUCCUCUAAAGCCACACACAUCUGGGGCAACAGAGAGAGGACGGAGUUCUCCGAGCUUUGAGCAGUCAGCGCCAGAAUUUACCCCCAAUUAUAUGACACCAAAACAGCGCAAGAGGCACCUUGUUGGCCUCAGGAAGAAAAUUGUAGCAGAAUCAGAGGAUGAGCUUCAGCAAAUCAAAUCAAGAUCAGUAUCCCCAAUAUCAGAUUACUACUUAACUGAAUCCCGGUACUCUCUGAAUUCAUCUCGAGAAUCCAGCUUCUCUCCCGAUAGAACCCUGUGCCCUUCAAUGUACAAUCAUCAUGGCUACAGUGUGCCUAGAACAAACGACACAAGGGACAUUUAUUUGGAAUCAAUGUCCAGACACCACAGUACUGGUUCCCUCUACAGUCACAACAGUUACCGCGAUACCAGUGUUUACUGUCCCCCCUCCCGGAGUGUGUCAGCCGCCCAGAUCAUGUCAAAUGGUGUUGACCCAGAUCAACUGAUAGAGGAAACUGCCAUCAUCAGACAGCUGAACCAGAGGCAGAUUCUGGAGGCGCAGUCUUCACUGAGGCAGCUGGAAGCCAGGCAGAGGCUCAUGUCAGUGCCAAUGACCAGCUCACCCCGUUCCUCAUCGGCUUCCUUUUCUGUCUUGAAUACACCGCAGAGAGCUGGCAGUAACAACAGGAGCAUCACACAGGAGGCCAUAGAUGAUGAGAUCCAGAGCAUGAGAGAGGAACACAGCCGGUCCUCUGGCAGUCCUGAUCUCAUGGAUAACAGUUCUCGAUAUGACUCCCAGUAUGCAUCACUACAAUCGUCCUUCAGUAGCUAUGCUGCCUAUGCCAGGGACCACCUGGCUCGGAGUGAGCGGCGGAUCCAGACCAUCAUCCACCCAGUCCCCGGCUGUCCACCAUCACCAUCACCUCACAUCUCGCCUUGGGACAAUCAGGGAAGCCGGCGCCAGUCCCUCUCCCCGGCCCCCUCCGUAGUCAGUGACCUGCAUGCCUCUACUGAGUCCCUGGCAGAGUCUUCCUCCACCAGCUUUAUGUCCUUUGCUUCCAACAUCUCCACCAGCGAUGAGAAUAGGUACUCUCGGAGCAGACCAAUCAGUUCCAGGGAUGUCAAAGCCAAGAUUUACAGGCGGACCAGGAGGUGUAUAGACUGA